Molecule: messenger RNA, 4588 nt
Organism: Apis cerana (Asiatic honeybee)
Lineage: Eukaryota; Metazoa; Arthropoda; Insecta; Hymenoptera; Apidae
Product: fanconi-associated nuclease 1
Biological process (GO): interstrand cross-link repair
Cellular component (GO): nucleus
Molecular function (GO): 5'-3' exonuclease activity; 5'-flap endonuclease activity; flap-structured DNA binding
Source: RefSeq, a predicted model, not a curated record
GCAAAAUGAACAUUAUUUUAUUUAUCAAUAUAACUUAUAUUACAUUAAAUUUUGUGUAAAAAGAAUGAUACAAAUUAAAAAGUUACAUCGGAAAUAAUUUUUUAUUAAAAGCAUUUCGAAUUUUAUAUCUAUAAAUAUAUAAACUUUAAACUCAUUACUACAUUUGUCUGUUUUUUAAAAUAAUAUGGAUAAUAUGGAUAAAAUUAUUUGAUUUUAUUUAAUAUAAAAAUAUUAAAUUUUAAAAGAAGAAAAAUAUUAAAUUCUAAAAUCAAAUAAAAAAUAUAAAUUUUAUGAAUCAAAUAAAAAUGGUGAUUUGGCAUUUCUAUAUUUCAAUAUUUUAUUUAAAUAUUAUUGCAAUUAUAUUACAAUAUAUAUAUAUAAUAUCUUAUAAAUUAAUAAUAAAUGCAAUAUGUUUCAUAUUAUUUUUCUAUAUAUAUAAAGUAAUAUUUUCAAAUGUAAAUAAAAGAUAAUUGCUAACUAUGCAUAUAAUACUUAUGAACAGUUCAAUUUCCUUAGUAUACUGCUGCAAGGCUAUUUACAAGUAGGAUAUUUUACCUAAUUUAAUAAAAUAUUUGUAUAGUAACUAUUAAAAAAUUAUACUACAGAAUCAUACGUAAAUCAUAUGUAAAAGCAAGUUUUUCUAGAGUCUUAAGCAAAUUUUUCUCUUUUUUUAAUUCUUAAUUUCUAUGAUAAAGAUUGAUAUCAUAUAUAUAUAUGUACUCAUUAGAGAUAUAAUAUGAAAAUUCUCAUUAUUAAUUUUCACUAAAAAAAAAAACUUAUAACGUCAGUAUAUAUUUAUAUUCAUAUUUAUCACUGUAAAAACAAAAUUGUUUAGAGAUAAACAAAUCUUAUAUUCCUUGAUUUUUUUUUCUUUCUUAUUUUUGUCUCAAAAUAUAGAACAAUAUAUAUAGAUAAAAGAAAAUCUUAAUUUCAACUUGAUAAAUAUAAUUUUUAUUCAGUGAUUUUUUUUUUUACUCACUAUACAUUCAUGAAAACACAUUUGUAGAGAGAAGACAUUUAUUAUUAGAUGUAAUGAUUUAAUUUAUAUUUUUACGUAUGUGUGUAAAAAAAAUCUUUAAGUUUUAAGGAUUAAUAAUAAUGAUGAUUGAAUUUAUUUACUGAGAUAUAAAUAUAAAAUAAUGUCACAUCAAACACGCAUUGAUCAAUUUUAUAAAAUAGCCGGCAAUAAAUAUCCUUCGCAUGUAAUUAAAAAGCAUUCUAGGUUAAAAACUGUGCCGUAUUUAAAAAGUAGAAAAAAAGAUAGAAAUAGAAAACAAAAUGUUUCAUUGUCACAACAUAUAGAAUCUGAUGAUGUAUCAGAUUGUACUAUUAUAUAUGAAAAGUCUAAUGAAAUGCUUGAUAGCUCUUUAAAUGAUAUAAAAAUGAUUCAAUAUGAUGACGAAAUAAUAAAAAAUAUAUCUUAUGAAAAUGAUCACUUGGAAGAAACAUCAAAUAUUAAUAUGCAAUUACAAGAAAAUAAAUUAAGUAACGAUUAUAUGAAAACAUUAGUAUUUAAUAAUAAUUCUCAUUUAAAGAAAACUCCAACUAAAGAAUCAAAUUCUGCAAAUACAAAACAAAGGACUCCAGAUAAAAAUAAUUUUUCAUUACAAAAUAUUAAUAGUUCUUCUAUACAUAAAAAAUUAAGCUACACAUCUAGAAUAUCAUUUGAAAAUAAAUCUCAAAUUAUUGAAAAAAAAAACUUGUUUGAUGAAAACAUUAAUAAUUCUAUUAUCAUUCAGACUAUUAAAAAUAUGAAUUUAGUAAAACAAGGUGCUAUUUCAUUACAUAAUUUUGAUCUAGAAAAAAUAUAUUCUAAAAAUACAUUUGAUUAUCAAUAUAAUGAUAUAAAUACUGAAAAUUUAAUGAAAUAUGAUUUAAACAAUAUAAAUUUAUGCAAUGAUUUGAAUUCUAAAAUCUUAUUCAUUACUAUUUUUAGUGUACUUUCUCUUCCUAUUAAUUGUGGUUAUUUUGAUGAAAAUGAUCUUGAUUUUAUAUAUUCUAUAAUUACCCUUCCUAUAAAUGCUCAAAUGUUAUUGGCUAAAAUGAUAAAAAGAAAAAGAAAAUGGUUUAGAAAAAAUAACAUAAAUUAUCCAGAAAUAGAUACAGAGUUAAAAGAUAUUUUUCAAAUUCUUGUUUCACGAUCUAUUUGUACUUUUGAUAUUCAAAAAGAAAACUUAUCUAUAAUACUUGAAUUAUUACAAGUAAAUGAAAUUCAACAACUUUGUAAGAACAUGAAAAUUAAUCCUAAAGGAAACAAAAAAAGUAAUAUACAAAAAUUAUUAAAACUAUCAAGCAAUAAACCUUUAUUUCCUGGAAUAAAAUCCCCAAGUAAUUUUUUAUAUGCUUCAAUACUUGAUAUAUUAGAUUAUUGUGUAUGCAUUACUACUAAAACAUGGGAUAUUAUUGAUAGAAUUAUAACAUUAUUAAUACCAAAUCAAAAUCCAAGAGAUAGUACAUCAGAUAUAUUUUAUUUUUUAUGUGAUGUUUAUUUAGGAAAGACAAUAUUUCCAAAUAAUACUGGAUAUUAUUUUCCAGUAUUUUCUUGUAAAUUACAUUUGACAAGUUAUGUGCAAGCUAAAUCUAUAUUAUCUACAACAUUACAAUAUAUUGAAAAGAAAGAUUGGAAAAAAGUACAAGAAUAUGGAAAUUUAGCUAUGGAUAUAUUACCAAAUUUAUUGGAAAUUGAGUCAUUAAAAUUAAAAAAUUCUAUACUUCCUAUGCAUGUAAGACAUUAUAUGCCAGGAUAUAUAUGGUUAAAAAUACUUUCUAAAUGUAUAGAAGCAUUCAAAAAGAAUCAAGAUAAAAAGCAAGUAGUAGAAAUUUUAUCAUUUCUUUUAAAACAAAACUGUCAUAUGCUUUCAUAUAAAGGAAAAUGGUACGAGGAAUUAACUCUCAUUGAAAUGCAUCAUCAUAAAAAUAUAGAAAUAUCUGCAUCUAUCAUAAUCCAAGCCUUAACAGAAAACUUGACACAAGUAGAUAAAGUAAAUCUUAUAGACAGAGCAAAUAAAAUAGUCAAGAAGAAGGUAAUUAAAUCAAUUACAAAAACUACUAUUAAUAAAAUUUUGGAUGAUUAUAUUCCUCAUAUGCCAAAAUAUAAACCAACAUCUAUCAUUAUAAAUGCCACAGCAAUGCCAAGAAAUACUGCAGGAAAUAAAAGUAUUUGGUGUAUAGAAAGUAGUAUUGAGAAUCAAACUUAUGGCUCUGUAGAAACUGUUGCAUUCCAUCAUUAUCAGAAACAAGGAUUUCCCAAUGGAUUACACUGUGAAGGUGCACUACCAAAUAUACUAUUUUGUACUUUAUUUUGGGAAGAAUUAUAUGAUAUACAUAUUCCUGGAGCAUUUGUAACACCAUAUCAAGAUGCUCCAGAAGAUUUAUAUACAGAUCAGUUUUAUAAAAAUAGAAAAGAAAAAAUAGAUAUGAAACUUAAAAUAAUUAGUGAUUUAAGUUCUGAAUUAUUAAGUUCUAAAAUGAAAGAAAAAUUUAUAAUAUUUAAACAAUAUCGAUCAGUAAUGUUAACAAAUUUGGAUAAUAAUUUACAAUUGGAGGAAAUAGUACACUGUUUGGGAGUACAAGGUGUAGUAGGGAUUUGUAAACGACUCAUCGAAAAUUUUAAACUUUGGAGAGCUGGAUUUCCAGAUUUAAUUGUUUGGAAUUAUGAUACCAAAAAACAUAAAAUUAUAGAAGUAAAAGGUCCUCGUGAUGUUCUUUCAACAAAGCAAAAAUUAUGGUUAGAAUACUUACAUCAACUUGGACUCAAUAUUGAAGUAUGUUUAGUACAAGGUAAAUAUUCUACAUGCUCAAAAUGUUUUCUUUAUACUCAGAAAUCAUAAUCCUAAAGCUUCUGGUACAGUAACAGUGCAAGGACCUUGAAAAUGAUACCUUUAAAAUAAUACAUAUAAUAAUAUUAUUUUGUUGCAGAUAAAUGCUGAAAUCUAGAGAGAAAAAAUUAAAGAAUUUAAUAAUUCUAAAUAAAUUUUAUAACUUUUUGUUAUAAGAGAAAAUAUUUUAAUUAAGAUAUUGAUAUAGAACUUUUAAUAUUUUAAUAGAGUAUUUUAUUUUAAUAUAUUGUUAUUUUUUUUAAUUAUUUUUUAAUUAUUAAUUUUUUUUAAUAAAAUUUUUUAUAUAACUAUUAUAUAAAAUGCUUUCAAUAUUUUUAAUUUCAACUUACUCAAAAUAUGAUGUAGCAGGAGUUGUUUCCAAAUUAAAUUCAGCAACAGGAAUUCCAUGCUGUGCUACAUAUGGUGCAAACAUUGCUGCAGGAUAAACAAUAGAUGAUGUACCAAUGACCAGGCAAACAUCACAAUUUUCAACAGCAAUAUCUAAUAUUUUAAUAGAGAAAUUAAAAUAUAUUUUUAUUUUAUUGAAUAGAAAUUUAAUUUAAAUCUUAAUUUAUAAUACAGAAAAAUUAACUUAAUGGAAAAAAUUGAAAUCUGAUGAAUAAUCAUUGGAAAAAAUUUUAUUAAUUGUCAUAAGAAAUAAUUGCAAUUCGAUUAAUCGAUAUUUUACUAUUAUUAAUCAUUAUUAUACAUUUUAUUAAAAUUUUAUAUUGCAUUUUCAUAUAAUAAAUACUUACGUGCUUGUUGCAUUA